This is a messenger RNA of Trematomus bernacchii (emerald rockcod), 1847 nucleotides long. Its product is annotated as oncoprotein-induced transcript 3 protein-like. Bases 229 to 1251 code for a protein of 340 amino acids. NCBI's taxonomy places the organism in Eukaryota, Metazoa, Chordata, Actinopteri, Perciformes, Nototheniidae. The transcript has 9 exons. The record is from RefSeq and is a predicted model, not a curated record.
CAACAAAGAAGUGGAGAUCAGAGUUCGAGCACAAGCUUCACAUGCAACACUACAUGAUAUCAUCAUCAGUGGGCCACUGAAUAUCAGAAAGCACAGAAGCACACAUGGAGACUUUGUCAUAAGGUGGACGCCUGGCCCUGAUGAUGUGGGGGAUCAUUACCCAAUCUGCUUUGCUGUUGAAUCAGUAAUCGAUCCCGCCUCUACCAUCCAAAACCUAUCACAAGGACCAUGUCUACGUCCCAGAAUCUCCACAGUCCGGAAUCUUAUCAGUCCGAGAUGAGGUGCGUUCUGGUGAACAUCGGUAAAAGACUAAUUGAAUCGCAUGUGACCUGCCAUGAGUCCUCAAUGACGGUAGAGGUUAUCAGAUCUUCUCUCCCUGGACUUCAUGAGGAUCAUUUACGCCUCAAUGACCCCAGCAACACCGCCUGCAACCUGCAGAGGAACUCCAACAUCACGCACAUCAUUGCGGUCGUACCCCUCAACGCCUGCGGCACUCAGAUCGAGGAAGAUGAGGAAAACUUGGUUCUCAAAAAUGAAAUCACCACGGUGGACAACGUACACGACCUGAUCACCAGGAACCAUCUGCUGGAGGUCCAGUUCUACUGCCAGUACCCCAAACGUGGGAACGUGACGCAGGGCUUCACAGCAUACAGGAGGAAUGUGGUGGUGUGGGAUAAAGGCUUUGGAUCGUUCACCUACGAGUUUGAGUUCUACCCAGACAGCCAAUAUAGAAAAAUGAUUGAUCCAGCGCUGUACCCUCUUGAGUACGAUGUGACGAAAAGGAUCUACAUGCAGAUAGAGGCCAAAUCUACCGUCAACAACACCGAGCUGUUUGUGGAGUCCUGCAGUGCGGCGCCAUAUGACACCCCCAACUACUGGCCAACAUACUCCAUCAUCGAGAAUGGGUGUACUGUUGAUCAGACGGUUCAAGUGCAUCUGAAGGCCAACCCCAGAGAGUUCAGGUUCAGCAUGGAGGCCUUCCAGUUCAUUGGCUUGCACGACCAGGUGUACAUCAGCUGUUCAGUGCUGAUGUGUGAGGCAGGGAGCAGCGGCACCAGGUGCUCACAGGGGUGCAUCAACUCCCCCCUUACUGGGCAUCAUCAUCAUCACCGCAAGAGAGAGGCUCAGAGCGCCAGACACUUCAUUUCCCAGGGUCCUCUGCGUUUGAAGAGAUCAGCGGAGAGCACCGGGAGCCCAGGUACGUUUUCCCUCAGAACACCUGCCUACUUUGAGGCUACGGUUGAAAAGUGAAAAUCAGGUCCUAUGUCUUUUCCUAACCACUUUUCCUUAACGGGACUUCUGGAACAUAGUGACAUCACUAUGUAACACUUGUGCUCCUAUUGGCUGGCGCUGCAACACAUUCUAUGUGAUAGGCUAAGGGGCGGUCAUCUCUAAGUGGUUGAACAAUCACAACAGAGCUGGCCAGCUAACCAAUCAGAGCAGACUGUGCUCUGGUUUCAGACAGAGGGUGAAAAGAGGUACUGCAGCACAGGCAGAAUGAGACAAAUAAAGAUAUUUUUGAACAUUAAAGCAUGGAGACAUGUCCCAGUAGAGACACUAGAUACUGAUAUGAGAAUGAGCAGAUUAGGUUCUAACCUUAGUGUAAAACUUGAUGGGCCUUAGGUAUUGUGGGACAGGAUUUUCCAGUGUAUCCUAAAGGAGAUAUUAAGCAUUGAAGCUCCUUUCCUAUCAUUGAUAUUUUAAAAAGCUGUUUUUAUGGAUGCCACUUAGGAACUCGGGUCAUUUCACUCUGUAAGGAACCUUCCUGAACUAAUAAGACAAUUCGACCACGUCCUCUGAGGAGUUAGUCUUUGGAAAUGUCAAAUUAAAAUAAUGCUUUUCUUUCU